Molecule: messenger RNA, 1228 nt
Organism: Leptinotarsa decemlineata (Colorado potato beetle)
Lineage: Eukaryota; Metazoa; Arthropoda; Insecta; Coleoptera; Chrysomelidae
Product: tektin-B1
Biological process (GO): cilium movement involved in cell motility; cilium assembly
Cellular component (GO): nucleus; microtubule cytoskeleton
Source: RefSeq, a predicted model, not a curated record
AUCAUGUCUGUUAUCACUUUUGAAAAGCCCAUACCUCACAUUGGUUUAGCUGACUGGUUUGCAAAACAAUGGCAAGGCCAGCAGACCAAUGACACUCGUCGAAACGAUGCAUUCAAUUUACGACACGAAUCUAGGCAGCUGAGAAAUGAAACUAAAAUACGAUCAGAUUGGGAUACCUACCAUAAUAACUUGCGAUUGUCCGACAGAGUAACUGAGCUAGACAGGUGGAAACAGGAAUUGUGCCUGGUCGAGAAUGUGAAAAAACUCCUGAUUGAAAAAUGUCAGACUACGUGGGAAAAGUUGAAUAAACUUGAAGAAGUCAAGUUCCAGUUGAACCUAGACAUCAACGAUAAAAGUGAGGCAUUCGAAAUUGAUAAGGAUCAACUGACGUUGGAUAAAAAUUGUGCUAACAUUACUUUCAAAAUUGAUCCCCUGCGAACUGUGAAAGGCUCAAUUCCUUACGAAGCCUGGUUAGAGCACUCGCAGAGUACUAAAGAACUAGCGGAUAAUGAACUUGCAGAUACGCUCAGACUCAGAGAAGCUCUCUUUGUGGUUAGAGAACGAGCCAAAAAUGACAUGUUGGCCCAAAGAGAUAGGGUCGAUUUCACACUGCGAAAACGUAUAUACGAAACCCAAAAAGCCAGAAACGAAACUGAAUGGCAACAACUCAAGAUGCGAGAAGAGAUGGAAAAGGUGCAUAGGGAGAUUAGGGCGUUAGAGGAUGCUUUGAUGGCAACGACAGAUGCGCUGAAAUUGGCAGAGACUAGAUUGGAAAAUAGAUCAUACAGACCAGGUUUCGAGCUUGCCCGUGACGAAUCGGAAAAGGGAUUGAAAGACGAAGUAAUCCAACUCCGCCAAACGAGACAAGAACUUCAAGAUAAAAUAAAUUGUGCCAAGGCGACAUAUAAUGCUUUGGAGGACCAGCAAGUUAUCAUCGAUAAGGAGUUAGCGGACAAAAGUCAUUCCUUAAUGACGGACAUCAGAUGUUUGGACUUGAGAAUGAGAUUGAGGACUGGCGAAUUCGCAGGUCCCCCCACGUCUACUGACAGAAAUAUUGAGCUCACCAGAAUGGAGAAAGAAAUACCACCGAUAUAAUGUUCAAUGAGAUGAAACAAACCGAUAAUGUAUUCAAAAUUUUAUAUUGUGUUUUAUAAUGUAGUGAUAGCUCUGUACUGCCACUUGCAUUUUCAGUCACACUCAUUUCAAAAUAAACUGGUUGUUAAUCAGA